CACACGUCAAGACCCAGACCUAUCAUUCAUGUUGCGAGCGACACACACCUGAGUUGUUCAAGCUGGACUGAGGGUGUGUAUGGGAGAGGAGAAGGGUGGACAUAAAUGGAGUUCCCUCUCACUAAAGCUCCCGGUGGAGCUGCAAGUUCAGAGGAGCCGGGAGUCAUCCCUCCUGGUCGUUUGGGGUCUCUCACUGAGGAAACAGAGCCUGUAGAAUUACAGAAGUAUGACGACGAUGACAGGAGUCACCCGACAGCAAGCGCAGAUCGCCAAGCACCGUACUCAUAUGACAGUUCUUCAUCGUCCUCGGACACCGAGGAUGAACGCAAGAGGGAAAAGAAGAAGAAACUGAAGAAAAAGAAGAAGAAAAAGAAAGAUUCCAGUUCCUCUUCUUCCUCUUCAUCCUCUUCCAGCAGCUCAUCAGACAGCGAUAGUGAGGAUGACAAGAAAAAGAAGAAGAAGAAGACGAAGAAGAAAAAGGAGGAGAAGAAGAAAAUGGUGAAUGAGUACAUGUGGGACAGGUUGAUCAUAGCACCGACUGAUGAACAAAAGGAACUUCCUGGGGACUUGGAGUUAAAGCAGGAUUUCAAAUCAUCCGAUGACGGCAAUGACAAGAAAGAGAAACAGAAGGAUGAGAAGAAAAAGAACAAGGGUUCCUCUUCAUCUGACAGCUCAGACAGGGACAAAAAGAAGAAGAAAAAGAAGAAAGACAAGAAGAAGAAAAAGAAGAAAGACCAGAAAAAGGAUUCCUCAUCUUCUUCAUCAGACAGUUCUUCCUCUGAUAGUGAAGAUGAGAAGAAAAAGAAGAAGAAAAAAAAGAAGAAGAAAAAGAAGAAGAAAAAGAAGAAGGACUCCAGCUCCUCCUCCUCCUCCUCCUCCUCUUCUUCGUCUUCUUCUUCCUCUUCUUCCUCUUCAUCCUCCUCUUCUGACAGCGAUGAUGACAAGAAAAAGAAGAAGAAGAAAAAGGAUCAAAAGAAAAAGAAAGACAAGAAAAAGGAUGAAGAGCAAGACUCUCGUUCACCGGCUGCAGGAGUUAAUAUUGCAGAGAAAAGUACUGUUGGAGACACAGCAAAAGAUAUUUACGUUGACAAGUAUAAAGCAGCAGAAGAUCCAUCUCUGACCUACUUACCAGGUGAGGAGGGGCACCUGAGCGAUGAUGAGGGAGAGGGAAGGGAUGAGAAGGAGGUGAAGAAGAAAAAGAAGCUGAAGAAGAAGAAAGAGGUGGAAAAGGAUUCUGGUUCAUCUUCAGACAGUGAUGAUGACGAAAAAGACAAGAAAAAGAAAAAGAAGAAGAAGAAGGAUUCCAGCAGCUCCUCCUCCUCUUCUUCUUCGUCUUCUGAUAGCUCUUCUUCAGAAAGUGAUGAUGACAAGAAAAAGAAGAAAAAGAAGAAGAAGAAGAAGAAAAAGAAGGAUUCCAGUUCUUCCUCCUCCUCCUCUGACAGUGACGAUGAGAAGAAGAAAAAGAAAAAGAAGAAGAAAAAGAAGAAGAAAAAGGAUUCCAGUUCUUCUUCCUCCUCAUCCUCCUCUUCUGACAGUGACGAUGACAAGAAAAAGAAGAAAAAGAAGAAAAAGAAGAAAAAGAAGAAGAAGGAUUCCAGUUCUUCUUCCUCCUCAUCCUCCUCUUCUGACAGUGACGAUGACAAGAAAAAGAAAAAGAAGAAAAAGAAGAAAAAGAAGAAGAAGAAGAAGAAGAAGGAUUCCAGUUCUUCUUCCUCCUCCUCCUCCUCCUCUGACAGUGAUGAUGACAAAAAGAAAAAGAAGAAGAAGAAAAAGAAGAAGAAGGUAAAUAAACAUAAGGCCAGCUCUUCUGAUGACAGCUCUUCCUCCUCCUCAUCCUCCUCUGAUAGUGACAGUGACAAGAAAAAGAAGAAGAAGGAUAAAAAGAUGAAAAAGAAGAAGAAGAAGAAGAAGAAGAAGGAUUCUUCCUCAUCCAGUGAUUCUUCUAGUGAUGAUGGCAAAAGGAAGAAAAAGAAGAAAAAGGACAAGAAGAAAAAGAAGGACAAGAAGAAGAAGAAGAAGAAGGACAAGAAGAAGAAAAAGGAUUCAAGUUCCAGUUCCUCAAGUUCCAGUUCUUCAAGUUCCAGCGACAGUGACAAGGAAAACAAAAAGGCCAAGAAAGACGAGAAGAAAAAGGAGAAGAAAAGUCCUGGUGCUGAGCUAAGCGGCGAUCCACAAACGCAGGUGUCGGAUCCAGGUGCGAGCGGAUACUCGGCAUUUAGCAGAAGCUCCGGUAUCAACUUUCCACUGCUUCCCUCGAAACCUGUUGUGAACCUGGAUCCUCCGAUCCCUCCGGCUCCCUCACUCUCCACAAUUGGCGGUGGAGAUCGCGCACCCGUUCGCAGGCCCUUAAGCCCCAUGGAGUCAUUGAUGGGGGGUACAUUUCGGUACAGGGACCCGGGGACCCGUUCCACUUCACACCUCAGCUCUAGUAGUCUAUACCGAGGCCACAGGUCUUACCAGUGAUCAGAUGUCAAAACUGUUCACAGAUGUUACAUGUUCAUCACACGAGUGGAAGUUGACGUGCGCUCCGAUGACAAAUCACUCUGUGACAGUUCGAUAUGAUGUCUAAUGACAUUGAAUUAAAGGAAAUCUUGUGUUGUCGUUGUCAUUGUGGUGCAAAGAAAAAAAAAAAAGGUGAUUUUUUUUUUUUUAAUAUAUAUAUAAAAAAAUAUGUAUACCGGUAUUUAGAUCACAUGAAAUAAUUCAAUGUUUGCUUCAGGUAAUAAAACAACAAGGUUGUAUUUUG
Molecule: messenger RNA, 2746 nt
Organism: Phyllopteryx taeniolatus (common seadragon)
Lineage: Eukaryota; Metazoa; Chordata; Actinopteri; Syngnathiformes; Syngnathidae
Exons: 25
Coding region: 106-2463 (785 amino acids)
Source: RefSeq, a predicted model, not a curated record